Messenger RNA from Caenorhabditis elegans, 1237 nucleotides. It is a transcript of the gene fil-1, whose product is annotated as Lipase. Bases 94 to 1083 code for a protein of 329 amino acids. Gene Ontology annotation, molecular function: hydrolase activity. Gene Ontology annotation, biological process: lipid catabolic process. Lineage: Eukaryota; Metazoa; Nematoda; Chromadorea; Rhabditida; Rhabditidae. The transcript is spliced from 3 exons. The record is from RefSeq and is marked reviewed.
UUCGCACCGUUUCGACAACUGAUAAAACAUGCACCGUUUCCGUAUAAAACCCGGCAUUAGGGAGCCUACACAACUAUUAACUCGGUUCUUUGAAUGCUUCGUCGAUUCGUACUUCUUGGUCUUGUUUGCUUGUCAAUUGUCAAUGCAGCAUCUGAUGUUGCUGGUCCAUUGACUGAUGAUUUUCAGAGUUGGCUUAUAGCUAACGGUUACUCAUCUUAUGACUUUGUUCGAGCAGACUAUGGAACUCAGGGAAGCUAUGGAGGAAAAACUGCAAAUGCUCCAAAAGCCGUCAACACUCCAGUUGUCUUUAUUCAUGGAAACUCUGAUGCUGCACUUCAUGUGAGCUCCGCUGCUACUGGAUGGUCGAACUCUAUCGAAUACUUCCUUGAGCAUGGAUACACCGUUGCAGAGCUCUACGCGACGUCUUGGCAGGACACCAAUGCUUUGCAUGCAGCAUCGAGAACCCAUAAUUGCAAGGAUCUAGUCAGACUUCGCAAGUUCCUCGAGGCAGUGCUCGCCUACACAGCUGCUCCAAAGAUCUCAGUUGUCACUCACAGUAUGGGAGUUACCCUUGCCAGAAAGAUCAUCAAGGGUGGAUCAGUCAGUGCAUCUGAUGGUUCCUGUGAUUUGGGUCUUCCGUUGAACAAGAAGGUCGAGGUGAUGAUUGGAAUCUCUGGUGCCAACUACGGACUUUGCAAUUGUGAGGGUGGAAGUGCAACACUUGAAAAGACAUGUAACAGAGUGAAUGGUCUCUGGCCAGGAGAUUCUUGUGGAUUGAACUACUUGGAUUGUGGAUUGACACCUCUUCCAUGGCCAUGCAGUGGUGUCAACUAUUCCUCAUUCUUGAUGCAACUCAAUGCAGAUAAGAAUAAGGAGGGAGACUACGUAUUCAGCAUGUGGAGUCUUUCCGAUGAUCUUAUUGAAUACGGAACCCAGGUAUGGGGACGUUCAACAUGUUUCAUUCCGACUUCUGAUGGAAAAGUCGUCUACCAUGUCUAUACCCAUAUGGAGACCAAGGAGUUGACCUAUGUGGAUCAAUACCAGAUGGUCAAAUACAAGACUAUCCCAACACCAACUGCAUAACCAUGUGUAGUUCUUCCAUUUUUCUAUAUACAUAUAUACUUUACAUGUACUACUAGCCAGUGUGCCAUAUGAAUAUUCUGACUAUUACCGGUAGGAAAAUCCUCUUACAUUUUGAUAUGACCUCUUUUUGAUUACAAAUGAAGAUUAGACAUUU